UUGUUCUUUAGACUGUGUUCUUUGAACUCAGAGAAGCUUGAGGUUUAUCCUCAAUCUAUCCACCCAAUCUUUUCAUUGUACUCCGGUACAUGACAAUUGGUAUCAGACUCCAUCCUAGAACCCGUAGCCAUGGCCACCACAGAAAAGCUUCAGAAGAUUUCAUCAAUUGUUGCUCAACAAACACAUUCAAUCACUGAAAUCAAAUCUGUGAUUAGUUCUAUGAGUACCGAAUUGGAUCUUAUUCUAAAUCUGCUUGGAAUCGAUCCACAUCAGUCAUCAAACAUGGAAGAGUCUCCUGAUUCAAUUGGGGAUUUCACUGUUUCUCCAUCUGAGGAAAUCAAAUCAACUUCUAUUGGUGUUGAUGAAAAAAAGGAUUCUCUCGAAUUGGCGUAUGUUCCUCCAUUUUUCCUUGCUGAAAACGAAGCUGAUUCUUCCACUGAUGUUGUGAGUUUUGAAUUUAAAGAAACCAGUGAAGUUACCGUGAAUGAUUUUGAUAGGAAUAAUCACAUAAACACGGAAAUUAAUGGCUUCUCCAAGUUAUCUCCAGUUACAUUUGACAACAUGAAAGAUAUAGAGAUGCAGUUUUGUGUCAAAAUUUCUGAGAAGAAUUUUGAUAUAUCUGCAAACUUAAUGAAGUUAUUCCUUCUUCAUAACAAGUUACUUCGUAAGGAUUGUGUUGGUCUCCGUCGUGAUGAUACUCGUUCCUUAUUUGAUCGAGGUAAGUGUACUGUGAUACCAUCACUUACUUAUACGACAUUACUUCUUCAAUUGCUUCUUAGCCUGCGGCAUGACUCAGAAUUGCAGUUUAUACAUUCGUUUCCUCAUUUAUGUGUUAAUGAUUUUGCAAUUCAUGUUGCGAAGAAAAUGUUUGUUCACAUAACUGAGAGAGAUAGAUUCUUAUUAUUCUUACUGGCUAAAGUAAUUACUUUUGAGAUGGAUAAUCAGUUGAUGUUUCAUAUGGUUGAUAUGCGGAGAGCAGUAAAUUUUCUUUUGCUAAUGCUUCACAAAAUUCAGUUUGCUUCAACUAUCUUCUUUCAUAGUUUCAUCCAAGAGCAUUGUCGUAAUCGUGGAACAGUUCAGGGACUUUCUUAUUCUGUGGUUGACUAUCAAUUCAGUAUUGGUCUAUCUAAUUCUUGCUCAAUUGUACCAGCUUGUAUGAUUUAUACUGGUGGUGUUUGCUUCUACCUUUACUUUGUUUAUACUUGUUCCCUAUUUGAUCGCGGGAAGGGGUUUGAUAGAUCAAUUUUUACGAAUAAUUACAAUGGAACAUUUAAUUACAUACUGGUUCUUAAUCAUGGGCAUGGAUUGGAAUUGUUGUAUGCGAAUUCGACUGUGCAUGGAAUUUUAAUGAUAGUGGUACUUGUUAUGACAGUAAGGUGCAUAUCGAAAUGUUACAAAUGAUUUGGAUAACCAAGAUUCCGUGGAAGGGAGUGGUUGAAACUGUGCAGGCUUAUCCACUGCUUAGUAAAAUGUCUCAAUGAGGUACUGCAUAUUGUAAUUUAGUGGUAACUCAAGUCAUAAAGAAGUAUGAGGCGGAUAAGACAUACGUAUGGUUUAGUAAAAUGCAUAAUACUAUUCUAUGGAGUUGUUGUGUAGUUGCAGAUUUCUUAUGUUUGCAGCUCCCAGAUAGGUUACCUACAGGUGUAAAUUGCCUCCAUGUUCGAUCAAUGAAGAUUCUUCUUAUUGAAAAGGAUAAAUAUGAUGUCUUAAGGAUUCUUGUGCCGAGUUUAACAGGUAACAUUAAUUUUCUUUCAAUCAAUACGGCAGUUACAGUCUAUCAUGGGGCCUGUAAAGUACAAAUUCGAGCUUCUCCUUCUCAUGUGUUGCUGCCUUGGGAUACUUGUGGCAAUUUUUUUUAUGGCCUGCUUAUGAGAUCUUAUAUCUACGUCAAAAUGGUGUCUACCCACUUACUUCAUGUCUUAAAUUCAGGCUUAUUUAUGCACAGUACCUUGCUUGCUCCUGCGAUCUAUGAGACUCUUACCGUUCUAAAGGUAUUUGCACUGGUUUUUUUUUACCAAGUUGGAGUUCUUUGCAAUGUUAAGUGGAACUCCGAUAUUCCUCACAGUAAUGAGUAUUAUGAAUGUGCUGAUAUGGUUCGAGUACUUGAAGUGGAAAUUCAGAUUAGGCUCAACAAGUUUAUGGAGUACGAGAAUUAAUAAUUGUGUUAUAUAGCUUUUCAUCAAGCUACUUGGACAACCUGUCUCUCUGAGCUGUGUUCGUUUGUUGUUUGAUAAAGGAAAAAUUCUUAAACCCAUUUUAGGAAAAUCUAAUUCUAAGAGUUUUGGUGUUGCUAGUUGGAUCGCGUUUCAAAGCACAUAAGUGAAUGAUUAUAGAUGAUUUUUUACGGUUUCACGACAUGGUGCAAUAGGUAAAAUUAGUUUUUUUAUGAAAGAUACAUUUGUUAUUCAAAUGCGAAUUACAGAGAAGGUACCUGGGUUUCUUGUUAACAUUCCUGAGAGUGCUUUGUGGAAUUGGAGCAGGAGUGAAGCUGAAAUUAUCCAACAUAGAAAUGAGAAUUCAGCUGCAUUUGUUCUCCAGUACUUGUACUCUGUCAAACAUAGACAUAUGUGCUGCGAUACACUGACGUGUAAGGCAUAUCAACAACCAAGGGGUUAUAUACAGCUUGAGUUCUCAGAUAGGACAAUGGGAAUGCUUAGUCAGCAUUGGAUUCUUACUGGGACGUCAACAAGUUCAUCUCCCAAUGAAGUAGAUGCUUCCACUUAUGUGGUAACGAUCCAAGACAAAGUUUUUGAGCAGUUACAUGAUUACUUAUGGCUUACAACCUAAGGCAUGCACAAUUAAUGAAAGGAAGAAAGUUGUGGUGGACGUGCUAAAAUUAGAAGUUUCACAGAGACUCAAAAUGGUUGACAGGUUAAAAAAAGGAAUUAUUAAAGCUGAACAUUUUAUUUCCAGAUUUCUAAUCAGUAACUUCAAGCAGCUGACAACCUUUUCUACUGGAAAGAUUAAGACACCUCAACCGAUGAGUACAACGGAUUGCUCUCGGAAGAUUGUCCAAGACAACCUUGCUAGUCAGUUCUUUCAUCCUUGAAGACAAGGAUGUCUUGAAGGGGUGGGGAAUGUCAUGUGCCUCAUGUGAAGAGAGUGCCCCAUAUCCUGUUGGUGUCAGUAUUUAGUAUUAGUUGUUGGUGGUAGUGUUUAGCUUAAUAAUAGGUGGUAGUAUUUAGUAUCAGUUGUAUGGGAUGGGUAAGAUUUAGCCAUCUGUGCUGGUAGUAGCCGUUAGAUGCAAGGAAGGGAAGCUUAGCAUUAUAAGCUAAUUGUUCUGUAAUGAAAACUUUAGAGCAUAGCUCGGUUGAACCCAUCAAGCGUUGGUAUGUCAAGUUUGGUUGUCAUAUUCUAGUGAACCAAAACUCAUUUAAAGAGUCGCUUGAUUAUAUGCUAGGGUCAACU
Molecule: messenger RNA, 3408 nt
Organism: Papaver somniferum (opium poppy)
Lineage: Eukaryota; Viridiplantae; Streptophyta; Magnoliopsida; Ranunculales; Papaveraceae
Exons: 2
Coding region: 130-1401 (423 amino acids)
Source: RefSeq, a predicted model, not a curated record